AGACGACCGAGUCAAGAAGACGCAAUUUUGAUGGGGAAGAUACAGAUCCCCUCAUCUGAGCUUCAAGUCUUUGGCGUAGCUGAUGGGCAUUAUGGACAUGAAGCCGCAACUUUGUUGCGCGAUCGCUUUAUUGACGACUUUUUACGUCCUGCCAUCUUGAAGAUGCAACUUACCAGUACAAAAAGUACUGCUGUGGUUGGCGAGGAUCAGCCAGGGCUAGCUUCUGCAGCUUCAGGCGAGGAUCAUGAGAGGACAAGUACAUCAGAGAGAUACAACAUGUUGACUGACGAACAACAACAAUCGCUUUCAACUACAUCAGAGACAAGGAAGAACCGUGCCAUCAAGAAAAACGGUAGUGAAGAUGAACAAGACGUGGGAUGGGAACACCUAGACGCACCUUCGGUCGUACGAAGCGCACUGCACUUGGCGUUGCAGGAGUUUGACCGUUUUCUCGUUCAGGCACAGGAAACAGAAGCUGGAUCAACGCUGACACUGGUUGUACAUGGAACUGUGGCACAGGGAACCAGUCGUGCAAGAAGUCCACAUAGUACUAGUAGUAGAGUCUCUUCUAGGACAGCCAGAUCGACGUUCCUCGUAGCAGCUCAGAUAGGCGACUGUGAAUUGUGGAUGGCAGGCAAGAAGAAAACUACGGCUGCGGCAAAACAAGACGUUGGCAAAGAUGACGAAGACGCAGUUCUUGCCCUCGGUCGUAAGAUUGAAGUGAUAAGCACUGGCGAAUUGGGGCAGAUCGAGGAUAUCCGAGAAUCGUCAGGCGGAGCGAGAAAAUUGUACUUGGUACUUCUCCAGCAAC
Amoebophrya sp. A25 is the source of this 811-nucleotide messenger RNA. Lineage: Eukaryota; Dinophyceae; Syndiniales; Amoebophryaceae. The record is from the annotation of a GenBank genome assembly.